This is a messenger RNA of Malassezia vespertilionis, 2982 nucleotides long. RefSeq lists its product as uncharacterized. The record is from RefSeq and is a predicted model, not a curated record. The transcript has 2 exons. Gene Ontology annotation, biological process: lipid catabolic process. Lineage: Eukaryota; Fungi; Basidiomycota; Malasseziomycetes; Malasseziales; Malasseziaceae. Gene Ontology annotation, molecular function: triacylglycerol lipase activity. The coding region runs from base 1 to 2982 and encodes 993 amino acids.
AUGCCACUCACAGUACCAUUCCCGAGUCCUAGCUGGGAUCUCUUGACGGCCACACACCCAUUUACGAACCCAUGCAAUCACCCAUCCGCGCAGGCGAAUGUCAAACCUGAGGUCCCGCUCCCACUCCCAGCCAACAAUAUGCCAGCCACAACAGAACAAGCAUGGCAUCGACACCUUCCUGUAUCUUCCCCGCCGCAGCCAACUGCAUUAUAUGCCGAGCCUCAAGCGGAUAUUAAUCGCACGCAUUCGGACGACGCAGAGUCUCUCUGCAUGGACAAGUCCGACACCCUCUCGUCAUCGUCACUCAACCCUAUCCAGCUCUAUGGCUGCGUAUCUCCCAGCGAGAAACACAAGCCAAUUCACUGCUCCCAUGGCCGCAAAGCGGCACCCAACCACGUCAAGCGACCAUGCAAUGCAUUCAUCCUGUUCCGAUCGCACGCAGUCGCGACCAGCCUAGUUCCAAAAGAGGUCGAGCGCGACCACCGCAACAUUAGCCGCAUCAUCUCGCAUAUGUGGCGCAGUCUUGACCCCGAGGAGCGCAAGCAGUGGGAGAAUCAAGCCGAGCUCGAAAAGGAGCGCCACCGCCGCGCACACCCAGACUACAAGUACAAGCCGUCCUCGCGGCGCGCGCAUAUUCCCCGCAGGAACAUACGCCGGCGAUCUAGUACUGAGCGCCAGUGUGAGCAAAUCGCCGACAUUAUCCUCAAGUCCUACGGCCGCUCCGGUGUCAAGCAACACUGCGCAAAUGCUUGUAUCCGCAGUGCGACCGGGCAUGCUAUCGCCGAAAGCGAGCGCGGGCGCGAUAUGACCAAGGCAUGCCAUGUCAUGCCCCGCCGCAGUCUCAGCAGCGAUUCUGCCAUGGCAAUCCUGAACCACACGCCAUGGGAAAUGGACCCUUGCCUCUGGCCGCCGAACUCGCCCAGUCUGUGCGUCCCGUCGUGUAUCCCUUCCAUGCCCCGCCGCUCCUUGUCUGCGCCGCCGAUACAGCGUGGAAUAGUGGAGAUGCGGGACGCCAUAAAUUCUAACGAUAUGGGGCUGGACUGGCUGCUGGAAACGCCGCUCCUUGCACCAACAACGUCGGCGCUUGAUGCCUCGUCCGUGCUGCAUUCAUCGCCGGCCAUGAUGCUGGAAUCGCCCGAGCACGGCACAUCCAUUACGUACAGCCUGAGCCCCGUCCCAGACGAGCAUGAACACAGCUGCGCGGAGCCGUUCCUCGACGCAUUCUCCCUCGAGCACACCGAGUGUGCACAGAUGAUACCCGCGCAUCUGCACUCUGUGUCACCCAAGACACAUGCGCCGCACGAGCCAUGGGCGGUGGAAGGGGAAAUCCAGAUCCCGAUGGCGAUCCUGCCGCUCGUAUCUGCGCUUGGUCUCGCUCCGUACCCUGCGGACGACCCCUUCUACUACCCCGGUAAUGGCUGGCAGAAUGCCAAGCCUGGUCAGAUUCUCAAGCAACGCAAGAUUCAAGCUGCUAGUGUCGGUUUGUUGCACUUGAACGUGCUGGACGCGUACCAAAUGCUGUACCGUUCGAACUCCAACACUGCACACACUCCGUCGUACUCUGUUACCACCGUGCUUGUGCCGCACGGUGCCAAGAAGGAUCACAUGGUCGUGAUUUCGUCUCCUGAAAAUGCCAACGCUGGCAAGUGUGCUCCUUCGUACGCUUUCCGCUACACUGGUGUCCUCGAGCUCACCAACUUUGAGCCGCGCUGGGAGCAGAUGAUUUACACUCUCUUCCUCGAAGAGGGAUGGGUUGUCAACGCCCCUGACCACGAGGGCCCUGCUUCUGCCUUUGCUGCUGGUCGCCUUGGUGGCCACCUUCUUCUCGACAGUAUCCGUGCCACCCUUAACCACAAGGGAAUUGGCAUGGCCAAGAACGCUAUGAUCAUUGGUCACGGUUACUCGGGUGGCUCUAUCCCGACUGGUUGGGCUGCUAGCUUGAUGCCCCACUAUGCUCCCGAGCUCAACAUUGUUGGCUGGUCGCUUGGUGGUACUGCUUCGGACCCUGGUAUGACUCUUCAGUACCUCGACGGUCAGGCCACGGCUGCGCUUGUGCUUUGCGGUGCCGUUGGUCUUAUUGAUGGCUACCACGACGAACUUUACGACCUGUUUGACCAGCAAAUCUGGACCGACACUGCCAAGCGCGCUGUCGACAUUGCCCACAAUGCUUGCAUUUACGAGAUGGUAUUCCGCUUCAUUGGUGAGAAGAUCCAGUCGCCCAAGUACAUCAAGGGUGGCCACAACUUGUCUUCGUUCCCCCAGGUGCAGUCUAUUCUUAACUCGCUCAUUUUGGGCAGGGACCCCAAGUUUGUGCCCAAGCAGCCCGUGAACAUGUUCCACGCUGCAUAUGACGAGGAGAUUGUCUGGUACCAGGCCAACAACACUGCCGUCAACUGGUGCAACCAGGGCGCCAACAUCCGCUUCCUCACGGAGACUUCGCGUGAUCUUAACCACGUUUCUACCUACCUCCUUAACGUUCCCUACAUUAUCCAGUACAUGCGCGACCGCUUUUUGGGCAAGGACUUUUAUGGCGGUGGUUGCCAGUUUGACACGCUUGAAUCGGACCCCUUGUUUGACGUGUCGAUUCUCGGCGAGCGCUUCCGCGAGGCUCUUCAGGCCAUUCUCGACUUGCUCGGCAAGGAGAUUGGCCCUGGCGACAGUAUCAUUAACGGCAAGAUUCGCAACAAGCAAAACCCCAACAGGGAGGGUCUUGUGCACAUCAAGGGUCUCGAUUCGCGCGUUGUCUCCCCCGGUGAGGGUGGUAACGACACGCCUGCUUCCAAGGCCGUUCGCAAGACGAACCAACCUAGUGACCAUGAUCAGGACGUUGGUAACACAAACCAACAGAAGUCGAGCAUUCCUCAGACCAACGACACUGCGAAUGCUGCCAAGAACGCAUUCCACGGCACUGGCAACAAAAAGUCCAGAAAGAAUAGCCAGCACUCUGCAGCUCAUGGAGCUGCUAAGAGCAGCAGCUCUUAA